CCCCCCAACAGGAAGCCAGUCUGCUUUUGGCUACGUGGAAGUAGCUCCUGAUAUUUCCGAGGCUGAGAGCAUCUGCUGCCCUCGUCCGUCAUCUCCAGUUAAAAUGAUUAAAAAAUUUGACAAGAAGGACGAAGAGUCUGGAAGUGGGUCAAACCCUUUCCAGCACUUGGAGAAGAGUGCAGUUUUGCAAGAGGCACGGAUCUUCAAUGAGACCCCCAUCAAUCCAAGAAGAUGUCUCCAUAUCCUCACCAAGAUCAUCUACCUUCUCAAUCAGGGAGAGCAUUUUGGGACCACCGAAGCCACUGAGGCUUUCUUUGCGAUGACGAGGCUGUUCCAGUCUAAUGAUCAAACCCUGAGGAGGAUGUGCUACCUGACUAUCAAGGAGAUGGCAAACAUCUCUGAGGAUGUCAUCAUUGUCACAAGCAGCUUAACCAAAGACAUGACUGGGAAGGAAGACGUGUACAGAGGUCCAGCCAUCAGAGCUCUGUGCAGGAUUACAGAUACCACCAUGCUGCAGGCCAUUGAAAGAUACAUGAAGCAGGCUAUUGUGGACAAGGUGCCCAGUGUGUCCAGUUCAGCUCUGGUCUCCUCUCUGCACAUGGUGAAGAUGAGCUACGAUGUGGUGAAGCGCUGGGUGAAUGAAGCCCAGGAAGCUGCCUCCAGUGACAACAUCAUGGUCCAGUACCACGCUCUGGGCCUGCUGUAUCACCUCCGAAAGAACGACCGUCUCGCUGUGACCAAGAUGCUCAACAAGUUCACCAAGUCGGGCCUGAAGUCGCCGUUCGCCUAUUGCAUGCUGAUCCGCAUCGCCAGCAAACUGCUGGACGAGACGGAGGGCGGUCACGACAGCCCCCUGUUUGACUUCAUCGAGAGCUGCUUGAGGAACAAGAAUGAGAUGGUUGUUUAUGAGGCUGCGUCCGCCAUUGUCCACAUGCCCAACUGUACUGCCAGAGAGCUGGCGCCCGCUGUCUCAGUUCUCCAGCUCUUCUGCAGCUCCCCUAAAGCAGCCCUGAGAUAUGCUGCAGUCAGGACCCUCAACAAGGUGGCCAUGAAACACCCGUCGGCUGUGACCGCCUGCAACCUGGACCUGGAGAACCUGAUCACCGAUUCCAACCGCAGCAUCGCCACCCUGGCCAUCACCACACUGCUGAAGACCGGCAGCGAGAGCAGCGUUGACCGCCUCAUGAAGCAGAUCUCCUCCUUUGUCUCUGAGAUUUCGGAUGAGUUCAAGGUGGUGGUCGUUCAGGCCAUCAGUGCCCUGUGUCAGAAGUAUCCCAGGAAGCACAGCGUCAUGAUGAACUUCUUGUCCAACAUGCUGAGAGACGACGGCGGCUUUGAGUACAAGCGGGCUAUCGUGGACUGCAUCAUCAGCAUCAUCGAGGAGAACCCCGAGAGCAAAGAGACGGGCUUGGCCCAUCUGUGCGAGUUCAUCGAGGACUGCGAGCACACAGUGCUGGCCACCAAGAUCCUGCACCUGCUGGGCAAAGAGGGGCCGCGGACCCCGCAGCCCUCCAAGUACAUCCGCUUCAUCUUCAACCGGGUGGUCCUGGAGAGCGAGGCGGUUCGUGCAGCUGCUGUGAGCGCUUUAGCUAAAUUUGGAGCUCAGAAUGACGAUCUGCUGCCGAGCGUCCUGGUUCUCAUGCAGAGGUGUAUGAUGGACAGCGAUGACGAGGUCAGAGACAGAGCUACUUUCUACAUGAACGUGCUGCAGCAGAAGCAGAAAGCUCUGAAUGCUGCGUAUAUCUUUAAUGGUCUGUCCGUGUCCAUUCCCGGCCUGGAGAAGUCCCUCCACCAGUACACCCUGGAGCCCUCGGAGAAGCCUUUCGACAUGAAGUCUGUACCUCUGGCCACCACUCCAAUCACGGAGCAGAAAUUGGAAAUUGCUCCUGUUGCUACGAGCAAACUGCCGGAGAAGUUGGCCCCAUCACGGCAAGACAUCUACCAGGAACAACUUGCCUCCAUCCCAGAAUUCCAGGCUCUCGGCCCGUUAUUCAAGUCGUCCGAGCCGGUGCAGCUGACCGAGGCCGAGACGGAAUACGUGGUUCGCUGCAUCAAGCACACAUUCGCCCGACACAUGGUGUUCCAGUUCGACUGCACAAACACACUGAACGACCAGCUGCUCCAAAAGGUGGUAGUACAGAUGGAGCCAUCAGAAGCCUACGAGGUAGCGCACUACAUCCCAGCCCCCAGCCUGCCCUACAGCCAGCCGGGCUCCUCCUACACGUUGGUGCGGCUCCCUGACGACGACCCCACUGCAGGUAGGAGCGUUGCUGGGACCGCUCAUGGUUUCCUUCACAGCCUGGAAAAGUCUAGAAUUUGUAUCAAAUCACAGUAUCCAUCGUAAGGGAACUAUUUGGAUACAGUAGUUGAUGCAUGUACUUCACAUAGUAAAUUUCUCAAACUUGGAAAAUGUGCGGAAAAACCUGUUUUGUCUGUGCAAAUCAUAAGGUUUACUCAUGUACGUGUCAAUGUCUGAAUCCUGCAGUGUAGAGGUACUUUGGUCUAUCUAAAUGCUUGAAUCUCAGUUUAUUCUCACAUUGUUUUUACUAGAUUAAGUACAUUAGAGAUCAUGACGCACCCCCUCCUCCAACCUGGCACCCAUCCAUCAUAGCAUUUUGUUGUCUCUCAUUGAUGUCUAGUAGAGCAACUUUGUCAUUAUUGGUCAAUUUAAUUGUUUUUUUCCAGC
This is a messenger RNA of Poecilia reticulata (guppy), 2686 nucleotides long. NCBI's taxonomy places the organism in Eukaryota, Metazoa, Chordata, Actinopteri, Cyprinodontiformes, Poeciliidae. The record is from RefSeq and is a predicted model, not a curated record.